AUGGGAAUCAAUUUGUAUGGUAUCUUAACUAUUCUCAUGAUUGCAGAAUUUAUAUUUGGAAAUGUGAGCAAUGGAUUCAUAGUGUUGACCAACUCCAUUGACUGGGUCAGGAAAAGAACUCUUUCUUCCAUUGGGUCGAUCCUACUUUUCUUGGCCAUUUCAAGAAUGGUUUUGAUAUGGGAAAUGUUACUAGCAUGGCUAAAAUAUAUGAAGUAUUCAUUUUCAUUUGUGGCUGGAACAGAGUUAAGGGGUAUAAUGUUUACCUGGGUAGUUUCCAAUCACUUCAGUCUCUGGCUUGCCACUAUUCUCAGCAUCUUUUAUUUGCUCAAAAUAGCCAGUUUCUCCAGACCAAUUUUUCUCUAUCUGAAGUGGAGAGUAAAGAAAGUGCUUCUGAUGAUCCUUCUGGGAAAUCUGAUCUUCUUGAUGUUCAAUAUAUUACAAGUAAACAAACAUAUAGAAGACUGGAUGUAUCAGUUUGAGAGAAAUAUAACCUGGAAUUCUAGAGUGAGUGAAUAUGUGGGGUUUUCGAAUCUGGUCUUAUUGGAGAUGAUUAUGUUCUCUGUAACACCGUUCACAGUGGCCCUUCUCUCCUUCAUCCUGUUAAUCUUCUCCUUGUGGAAACAUCUCCAGAAGAUGCAUCUCAAUUCCAGAGGGGAACGAGACCCCAGCACUAAAGCCCAUGUGAAUGCCUUGAGAAUUAUGAUUUCCUUCCUCUUACUCUAUGCCACUUAUUUCAUAUCUUUUUUUAUAUCAUUGAUUCCCACUGCACACAAAAAUGGACUGGAUCUUAUGUUUAGCCUGACUGUUGGGCUUUUCUACCCUUCAAGCCACUCAUUUAUCUUGAUUUUGGGACAUUCUACCUUAAGGCAAGCCAGUCUUUGUGUUAUGACGUAUAUGAAGUGUAGGCAAAAACAUUAG
Molecule: messenger RNA, 918 nt
Organism: Apodemus sylvaticus (European woodmouse)
Lineage: Eukaryota; Metazoa; Chordata; Mammalia; Rodentia; Muridae
Product: taste receptor type 2 member 13
Exons: 1
Coding region: 1-918 (305 amino acids)
Biological process (GO): sensory perception of taste; G protein-coupled receptor signaling pathway; detection of chemical stimulus involved in sensory perception of bitter taste
Cellular component (GO): membrane
Molecular function (GO): G protein-coupled receptor activity; bitter taste receptor activity
Source: RefSeq, a predicted model, not a curated record